This is a messenger RNA of Amphibalanus amphitrite, 2139 nucleotides long. Its product is annotated as heat shock 70 kDa protein 14-like. Gene Ontology annotation, molecular function: ATP binding; ATP-dependent protein folding chaperone. The transcript has 4 exons. Gene Ontology annotation, cellular component: cytosol; nucleus. NCBI's taxonomy places the organism in Eukaryota, Metazoa, Arthropoda, Thecostraca, Balanomorpha, Balanidae. Gene Ontology annotation, biological process: protein folding. The coding region runs from base 263 to 1765 and encodes 500 amino acids. The record is from RefSeq and is a predicted model, not a curated record.
UCGGUUCAGUAGUUCCUGAGUUAUAGAAUGGCUGCAAGGGUGGCGGUCGAAUAGUGUUGUCCCUCAUGAACCCACCAUGAACCCGCUAUAGUGCUACAUUUGUGAGGCAGGAAAGACAAAAGGUGUUUCUGUCUUUGGCGCCGGCGUCGCUUGUGAUUCACACGUGUGGUGGCAUGUGUUGAUCAAGUGUUGAUUCUGGACAGUUCUCAUGCGAGUUUCGCUUUUUUAAUAUUGCGAUUGAAUAUAAACAUUUUCAACCCAGAUGGCGGUGGCGGCUCCGGCGGCCGACAAGGCUGCGGCCACGUUUGGCAUACAUAUCGGCAGCACGAGCAUGUCGAUAGCUGUGAGCGGCACCGGGCGGCCGGAGGUGCUGGCCAACCCGGCCGGGGAGCGUGUGACGCCGGCCGUGGUCCGCUACAUGGAGGGUGAACAGGUAGUUGGUACAGCCGCCAAACAGGGCUCGGUGAGACACGCCGCCAUUACUGCAGCCCGCGUCCGCUGCCUACUUUCGGCCGACGACCGCCAGGCGGCUCUGCAGUCGCGCUUCUGUCCCGUCGACGAAGAGCGAGGCUUCAUUAUACGGCAUGACGAGAAGGAGGAGGUGCAUCCGGCCGAGGAGGUGCUCAAGACGCUGCUGAAGUACCUGCAUGAUGUGGCGCAGAGACAGGUGGGCAGCGAGCAGACUCAGUUCGACUCUGUACUCGCCGUGCCCGUUCACUUCGCCCCCUCGGAGCGGCAGACACUGCGCCGAGCGGCCGAGGAGGCCGGCUUCCACGUGCGACAGACCGUCCUGGAACCGGUGGCGGCGCUUAUGGCACACGACGUCGGUCAGUCCCCGCAGGAGACGGCGCCGCUCGUUUGUCUCGUGGUGCGCGCCGGAGGAGCGACCUCCGACGCAGCCGUGGUGAGGUCGUCGGCCGGACUGUACACACUCGUCGAAUCGGUACAUCGGGCCGAUCUCGGCGGAGACGCGCUGACCGAUCUCGUGGCUGAUUUUUUGGCGGGAGAGUGUCGCGCCAAAUGGAAGACGGAUCCGCGGGAGUCGCGGAAGGCGCUUGCGAAACUGCGCUCGGCGGCCGAGGUGGCCAAGCACGUGCUCUCCACCAUGGCUACUGCGCAGUGUUUUGUGGAAUCGCUGCUAGAUGGGGUGGACUUUGGGUGUCAGGUGACGCGCGCGCGACUGGAGAGUGUGCUAGGACCGGCGCUGCAGCAGUGGGUGGAUCUGGCUCGUGCCGCCGUCGCCGCCGCCGGUGUCAGCACUGUGGAUCGUCUGGUUCUCGUCGGAGGCACCGCCAAGAUUCCUCGUCUGCAGAGGAUCCUCGCUGCAGCCUUUCCAGAUGCGACUCUGCUGACCAGCCCGUCAUCGGACGAGCUGGUUGCAGAAGGUGCCGCGCGACAGUCUGCUCUGAUUGAGGACCGCUCGCUAGACGACGCUCCUCAAACGGUAGCUGUGUGCGCUAGGCCGGUGUACAUCCAGUUCGGGGAGACGGAGCCGACUCUGGCGGUACCCGCCGGCGCGCCGGUGCCGUCAGUACACAUCGCAGAGCACGUCACCGGCGCAGAGGGAGCCCUGAACGUGGUGCUCACGGAGGGGAGUGAGGAGGGCGCCGAGCGGCCAGUUCUGGCCAAGAUGGAGGUGACGAGGCCAGCCGGCGCGCGGCUGGUGGCCACUCUGGUUCUGCGCAGGGAGAUGGGACUCAGGAUACGUUUGCUGGACGCCAACACCGGUGAGGCACUAGAAGCAGAUGUGGCAGUAAGUGCGUGACGAAAUGAGGCUUAGGUGCGCAGCCACUGCGCCAAUUGAACAGUUUUUGGACGUGUGAUGAGUUUAGACACGCGGAACGCACACGGGGAGUUGAUUACAGGUAGUUUCGCGACGCGAUAAACCGUGACGAACGACGGAGUGUGGAUUCAGCGCGGUUCCAAAUCAAAGGAGGCCUUCAUAACGCGGCGAUUGAUGAACAGUCAGCCCCGUCGCCAUACCUCAGCUGACUCGGCGCCGCGUAACCCUCGCUAGACCGGGGUGAGGUGUCGCAAUCACCGGCCUCAGGACACUGCCGAGGGCGGGAAUACCGUGCCGUGAUGUGUUUGCCAUUGUUCAGUUUGGUUAGAUACUUGAAUAAAGCAUUUUAACACUUU